AAUAAAAUAACUCUGAAUGCUUGCUCUUGUUUUAUUUCGGUACUGGGAUUUAUAAGGAAGAUGACAGAGAAAGGUUAAUUACCUCUCCCCCUAAUCACCCUCCGUGUUGUAACGCCGACACUAUUGUGUGGAAGGGGAUGGUUUGAUUUUUCUCCCGCAUUGUGAUGGUAGUGAUCAUGGAGAUCUAAGAGAGGGAUAAAAGAUGUUCAAGGGGGCGAGAUGGAGGAGCGAGAAGAACAAGAUCAAAGCUGUGUUCAAGUUGCAGUUCGAGGCAACCCAGGUGCCAGAGAUAGGAUGGGAGACAAUGGUGAUAGCUCUGGUACCUUCAGAUGUUGGAAAACCAACUGUGAGAUCGGAAAAGGCGGCAUCGGUCGACGGAAAAUGUCACUGGGCGAAGCCGAUCCUCGAAACGGUUAAACUCGCCACUGAUUCCAAAACUGGAAAGAUCAAUGACAGAACCUACCGAUUUGCUGUGUCAGCAAAUGGUUCGAGUAAAUCUGGAGUUUUUGGAGAAGCAAGCAUUAAUCUUGCAGACUAUGUGGAGGUGUUAAAACCCUCUGCUGUUGUUCUCCCUCUCAAGGGCUCGAAUACUGGGCCGCUCCUGCAUGUUACUAUACAGAGAAUGCAGGGUGAUGAUGAGGGAAGAGUAGCUGAUGAAAAUGGAGAUAGUAUCAUAAAACCUCGACGGAGAACAUUGCAGAGCCAGUUAAGCAAGUGCGAUGAUGAAGAAGUUGCCAAGGCUACAGUGGGCAUGGAAAAUACAGAAGAUAAGUCAGUUAAAGAUAAUGAAGGCCGAAUGAUAGUCCCAUUGAGCGGAAACAUGCCUCUUCAUACUGGAUCUAAUGGCAACCUUCAAAAAUCACACAGUUUUGACGCCAUCUCAGCAUCAGGUUCAGAUGCCAGCUCAGGAAGAAAUACCCCAAGAGAGAGUCAGAUGAUGCGCAAGAACAGCCAUGACACUACUAGUUUUCUCUCACCUCUCAGCAUCAGUGGUACUCCUAAAAAGCUUCAUGACACUACUAGUUUUCUCUCACCUCUCAGCAUCAGUGGUACUCCUAAAAAGCUGCUGAAAAGCUCAAGUGACUGGUCUGGUAGUUCAGCUCCUGAUGGAAGCACAGAUGGAUCAACAAAUAACUCAGGGGAUUCUGGACUAAAAGAAGGGUUUCAAGAUUCAGAAACCAGCCUCGAAAAACUUGGAGGUGAGGUAAUUGCUUUGACACGAAAGUUGGACAUAUCAGAGAUGGAAAUACAGACGCUGAGAAAGCAAAUCAUUAAGGAGAAUAGGAGAGCACAAGAUCUUUCGAAAGAAAUUAAUAGCCUAAGGGAGGAGAGGGAUUCUCUGAAAAGAGAAUGUGAAGAACUAAAAACUACACUGAGAAGAACAAAUCAUGUUGAUAGUGAUGUAUCAGACGAGUUGGCUCAAGAUGCAAAGGAUCCAUGGUUGAUUCUUGAAGAAAUCAAGAAAGAAUUAAAUCACGAAAAGAAUCUAAAUGCAAAUGUUCGCUUGCAACUGGAGAAAACAAAGGAAUCUAACUCGCAGUUGAUUCUAACUAUAAGGGAUCUUGAAGAAAAGUUGGAGCAAAAGGAUAGGGACUUGUCAUGUGCUAGGUGCCCUUCACGGGAUUUCAUUGUAGAAACUGAUGAGAGAUUCAAAGAAAUGGAAUAUAGUAAUAGAAAUUCACAUGUAUCAAGUAUCAAGCAUGACAAAGAAGAACAGCAUGCACUGGAUGUGUUGAUGAAGGGGCAAUCCUUGCUGGAGCUAGAGAAGAAAAUUAUAGAUUUGCACAAUGAGAUAGAAUUGUACAAGAAAGAUCGUGAAGAGCUGGAGAUGCAAAUGGAGCAGUUAGCACUAGACUAUGAGAUUCUAAAGCAGGAGAACCACGGAAUCUCUUCAAAGCUGGAGCAAGCUCAAUUGCGGGAACAGCUAAGAAUGCAGUAUGAGUGUUCAGCACAUCUGGCUAUCAUUAGUGAUCUUGAAGCUCAUGUUGAGAUCUUAGAGAAAGAGCUUCAGCAACAAGCUGAAGCAUUUGAGGCAGAUGUAGAAUCUAUAGUGUGUGCAAAAGUCGAGCUGGAACAGAGAGCAUUAAAAGCAGAGGAGGCAUUGAGGAAAGUUAGAUGGCGGAACACCAGCACUGCUGAAAGGCUUCAAGAGGAAUUCAAGUUGUUGUCUCAACAGAUGUCAUCUACAUUUCAUGCGCAUGAGAAGUCACUUAGGCAAGCACUGAAAGAAGCUAGCGAAUUGCGGUUGCAAAAAAACCAGCUGGAAGAGCUUCUAGAGAAAGCUCAGGAGGAGCUCUCAUUGGUGCAAGGCCAGUACCGUGUAAAAUUUGAACAGCUGCUAAGCUUAACAGAUUUCAAAUCAAAAGAGAAGGACAAUAUAAUCCUGCAACUCAAAAAUAAAAGCAAGUUGCAGAAUGAAAAGCAAUCUCUGGAAACAAAAAUGGAGGGCUCAUCAGAAGAAGUGCUGCUGCUCAAGAAUGAGAUAGAAAAGCUCAAGGGAGAGGGAGAACACCUUUCACAACAGAAUGAACUAAAGAAAAGUGUGAUAGCGCAAAUGGAAUACAACACAUCGGAAGGGGGAAUGAUAGCAUUGAUUGAAUCACCAGUGGAAGACUUGAGAAAUGAGAAGUACCUCAGCAGCAAGGACAACAAAAUGCAAAAUGGCAUUAAAGAAAUUAAUCGCAAUUGUUCCUCUCCUUGUGAAGGCAUAGUCCCUAAGGAAGAUGAGCAUUUUUGCUAUAGUAAGAGUACUGAAAAUGGUGGGAAUUCUUCGCGAAGUCCCAGGAUUCAAGGCAAAGCAUGUAGACAUGAUCUAAAUAGCAGCAGUAAGAUGUCAGACAUGAGGAAUACCAGAGCUGAACCAGAGAAAGAAAAGGAAAAAAUUGCAUGUACUUCCGAUCAUCAUAAAAUAGGAAAGGUAUGUAAAGAGGUGACAUUGCUGAAAGAAAAGAACAUGUCAAUGGAAGCUGAGUUGAAGGAGAUGCAGGAAAGAUAUUCAGAAACAAGCCUAAAGCUUGCAGAAGUAGAAAGAAGGCAGCAGCAUGUAAUGACAAUCAGAACACUUAAAAAUGCCUUGAAGAGCUAGUGCAGAUGAGUAUGCUAUAAAAAGAUGCUUUUGUACAGGCAGGAAACUGGAUGAGUUGUGUGAGAUCCAGGACUUGCAAGGCACAUAGAGAAUAUGUAAAUGGAAAUUAUAUUCUUUUCUUCAUUUGCAAUACAUGUUUCAACUUUUAGAAAGAUUGUACAUUUUAAUUUUUGUAAUAUUGAGUGCCAAAAGAGAUCUCACAACACUGUUUGUGUUCAGAGUGCUUGAAGAAAUCUAUAUGUUAUAUUUUUCUUUGUAAGAUGACGUGGACUGUGUCCCCAGAAAAAGUACAUAAUGUCAUGAACUUAAUGCCUUUUGGCAAUGCACAA
Messenger RNA from Ananas comosus (pineapple), 3414 nucleotides. RefSeq names its product rho-associated protein kinase 1-like. NCBI's taxonomy places the organism in Eukaryota, Viridiplantae, Streptophyta, Magnoliopsida, Poales, Bromeliaceae. The record is from RefSeq and is a predicted model, not a curated record.